AUGUACGUGAGCUAUCUGUUGGAUAAAGACACCAGCAUGUAUCCGGGAUCCGCAAGGUGCACCAGCAACAGCCUGCCCGUGCAGAACUUCGUGUCUGCUCCAGCCUACUCCGACUACAUGGGAUACCACCCCGUGCCAGCCCUGGACAGCCACGGGCAGCCGGCGCCCGCCUGGGGCUCCCACUACGGCCCCCAGCGCGAGGACUGGAGCGCCUACGGCCCAGGCCCUUCCAGCGCCGCGCCCGCUGCCCACAUCAAUGGCUCAUCCCCUGGCCAGGGCUCCUACAGCUCUGCUGAUUACAGCUCCCUGCACCCCGCUGCUGCUGCUGCGCCCUUACCUCCUGUAGAUACAAUUAAUGCCCAGCAAAUCUCUCCCAACAGCCAAAGGCACAGCUCCUAUGAGUGGAUGAGGAAAACGGUGCAAUCCACGUCCACAGGUAAAACAAGAACGAGAGAGAAGUACCGAGUGGUUUACACAGAUCAUCAAAGAUUAGAAUUAGAGAAGGAGUUUCAUUACAACAGAUACAUUACAAUCAGGAGGAAGUCUGAACUUGCUGCAAACCUAAGACUUUCCGAGAGACAGGUGAAAAUCUGGUUCCAGAAUCGCCGAGCCAAAGAGAGAAAAUUAAUGAAGAAGAAACUGACUCACUUUGACGGUAGCAGCCUGGGCUCUCUGCAGAGUGACUCCGGCUCGGUGAGCCCGAUGCCGGGCCCUGAGGCACAGCCCCACUCCGACAUGGCCGCUUCCCUCUUCCCAGCGCCGCCGCCGCCCGCCGCCCUGCCCAUGGGCGGCUUGCAGCACGGAGGGACCCUGCAGCAGGUGGUGGCCUCGCAGUGA
This is a messenger RNA of Serinus canaria (Common canary), 837 nucleotides long. RefSeq names its product homeobox protein CDX-1-like. NCBI's taxonomy places the organism in Eukaryota, Metazoa, Chordata, Aves, Passeriformes, Fringillidae. Bases 1 to 837 code for a protein of 278 amino acids. Gene Ontology annotation, cellular component: nucleus. The record is from RefSeq and is a predicted model, not a curated record. Gene Ontology annotation, biological process: embryo development; anterior/posterior axis specification; cell differentiation. The transcript has 3 exons. Gene Ontology annotation, molecular function: DNA-binding transcription factor activity, RNA polymerase II-specific; RNA polymerase II transcription regulatory region sequence-specific DNA binding.